Messenger RNA from Daktulosphaira vitifoliae (grape phylloxera), 3948 nucleotides. RefSeq names its product ATP-citrate synthase (gene ATPCL). Lineage: Eukaryota; Metazoa; Arthropoda; Insecta; Hemiptera; Phylloxeridae. The record is from RefSeq and is a predicted model, not a curated record. The transcript is spliced from 13 exons. Gene Ontology annotation, cellular component: cytosol. The coding region runs from base 443 to 3721 and encodes 1092 amino acids. Gene Ontology annotation, molecular function: ATP citrate synthase activity. Gene Ontology annotation, biological process: tricarboxylic acid cycle; citrate metabolic process; fatty acid biosynthetic process.
UUCCUGGUUAGCAAAUUAUCGUUAAGUUGUUCCUACUGAUAUCCUAGAAACGAUCGUUGUUGAUAACGACCACAGUGGCCAAAUAUCGUGCCACAUUUCUUAUGCAGUGGCGUGAGUUGUCGCUAUUGAACAGUUUUCACUUUCCGAUAAUAACAGGACAGUCACAAACCGCCCGUGGCGUGUAAACAGUCUAUGCGUUCGCUCAUCAUUUAGUCCGUCUUACGCAUUCAUUAUUUUCAUAUAUUUUUACUUAGUAUUACUUAUGUGACCUGGAAAAUUUGCUAAUUAAAUCAAUUUUUCUUCAAAUAUUUGUAUUUCGUUGGUUUACUCACAAAGUGUUAAUUGUGUUUAUAACCAACCGGUAUCGCCGACAAGUAUCUACGCAUCAAACUUGCAAUCUUUGAUAAUAAAACCAUCAUUUACAGUGUUUAGUUAACUCAAAAUGUCUGCAAAAGCAAUUAGCGAAGCUACUGGAAAAGAUAUAAUUAACAGAAAUUUGGCACCAUUGACAUCUGCAGCAAAAUGUCGAUUUGCUUCUGUCAAUGAAAAUACUAAAUGGGAGGACUUGCUUAUUGACAAUCCCUGGCUUAAAACUGAAAGCUUAGUAGCUAAACCUGAUCAAUUAAUAAAACGUCGUGGAAAGUUAGGUCUAAUCAAAGUGAAAACUGAUUUUACGGAUGCUAAACAAUGGAUUUUAGAACGCUUGGGCAAAAACCAACAAAUUGGUCGUGCUAAUGGAAAAUUAAAAAAUUUUAUUAUUGAACCUUUCAUUCCUCAUAAACCUGAAGAAGAAGCAUAUGUAUGUAUUUACUCACAUCGUUAUGCCGAUACAAUAUUAUUUCACCAUGAAGGUGGUGUUGAUAUUGGUGAUGUUGAUGCUAAAGCAUUAAAACUUGAAGUUCCAAUUGGACAAAAUGUAACUGAAGAUCAAAUUUUGGAAAAACUUCUAAUAAAAGUCAGCCCUACUAAACAAAAAACAAUUGCAACAUUUAUAGUUGCAUUAUACAAAAUGUAUGUGAAUCUUUACUUCACAUAUUUGGAAAUCAAUCCAUUAGUGGUGACAGACAGUGCUAUAUAUAUAUUGGAUUUAGCUGCUAAAAUAGAUUCUACUGCAGAUUUUGUAUGUCGUUCAUCAUGGGGAGAAAUUGAAUAUCCACCUCCAUUUGGACGCGAUGCAUACCCAGAAGAAGCAUACAUAGCUGAUUUAGAUGCUAAAAGUGGAGCUUCUCUUAAGUUAACAAUAUUAAACAAAAAAGGGCGUAUUUGGACUAUGGUUGCUGGUGGUGGUGCUUCAGUUAUUUAUGCAGAUACUAUUUGUGAUUAUGGUGGUGCUAGUGAAUUAGCUAACUAUGGUGAAUACAGUGGAGCUCCUUCUGAACAGCAAACUUAUGAAUAUGCUAAGACUAUUUUGAGUUUAAUGACUCAAGAAAAACAUCCUGAUGGAAAAGUUCUUAUUACUGGAGGAGGCAUCGCUAACUUUACAAAUGUUGCAGCUACUUUCAAGGGUAUUGUAACUGCACUAACAGAAUUCCAAACUAAGAUCUUAGAACAUAAUAUAACCAUAUAUGUUCGUCGAGCUGGUCCCAAUUAUCAAGAAGGUCUAAGAAUCAUAAGAGAAGUAGGCAAAACUUUACGUAUACCAAUUUAUGUUUUUGGACCAGAAACUCACAUGACAGCAAUAGUGGGUUAUGCUCUUGGUAAAAAAGCUAUACCAAAAGAAACUGAACAAGAAUCAGUAACUGCUAAUUUCUUAUUACCAGGAGGGCAGGAUGCAAAUACUGUUAAUGCUAAACAAGAAGUAGUAGAUGGUUCCAAAGAUGGAGCAAUAAGUCCCUCAGUAGCUUCACCAACUCAAACAAAAUUUACAUCUGGAAUUACAUACAGUAAACCUUUAUUUAGUCAUAACACUAGAGCUAUUGUUUGGGGAAUGCAAACCAGAGCUGUGCAGAGUAUGCUUGAUUUUGAUUUUGUCUGUCAAAGACAUGAACCUUCUGUAGCUUGCCUUGUAUAUCCAUUCACUGGAGAUCAUAAGUUGAAAUUCUAUUGGGGACACAAGGAAGUAUUAAUUCCUGUUUACAAGAAAAUGGAAGAUGCUAUGUUAAAACAUCGUAAUGCAGAUGUCUUAGUCAACUUUGCUUCUUUAAGAUCAGCAUAUGAUAGUACUAUAGAAACAUUAAAUUAUCCUCAAAUUAGAACAAUUGCCAUAAUUGCUGAAGGUAUUCCGGAAAAUAUGACUAGAAAACUAAUUUUAUUAGCCAAUGAAAAAAAAGUUACAAUUAUUGGACCCGCUACUGUUGGAGGAUUGAAACCAGGAUGCUUUAAAAUAGGUAAUACUGGUGGUAUGAUGGAUAAUAUUUUACAUUCCAAACUGUACAGAGCUGGAAGUGUUGCUUAUGUUUCCCGAUCUGGUGGUAUGUCAAAUGAGUUAAAUAAUAUAAUUUCAAGAACAACUGAUGGUGUGUAUGAAGGUGUAGCUAUUGGCGGUGACCGUUAUCCUGGAACUACAUUUAUGGAUCAUAUCAUGAGGUAUCAAAAUGACCCUGAAAUUAAAAUGAUCGUUCUUUUGGGUGAAGUUGGUGGUGUUGAAGAAUAUGAAGUAUGUGAAGCUUUAAAACAAAAAAAGAUAACAAAACCUUUGGUUGCUUGGUGUAUUGGAACAUGUGCAAGUAUGUUUACAUCCGAGGUACAAUUUGGUCAUGCAGGAUCAUGUGCUAACUCAGAUCAAGAAACAGCAACAGCUAAAAAUUCAAAUCUAAAAGCAGCAGGUGCUUUUGUACCAACUUCAUUUGACUUUUUGGGUGAUAUAAUCAAUGAAGUUUAUACUAAAUUGGUAAAAGAAGGUUCCAUUGUGCCAAAACCAGAAGUACCCCCUCCAACUGUUCCCAUGGAUUACUCUUGGGCUCGAGAACUAGGGCUUAUUCGUAAACCAGCAUCAUUUAUGACUAGUAUUUGUGAUGAACGUGGUCAAGAACUUCUUUAUGCUGGCAUGCCUAUCAGUGAUGUGUUAAAAGCUAAUAUGGGCAUUGGUGGAGUAAUUUCUCUUCUUUGGUUCCAAAGAUCAUUACCUCCUUAUGUUUGUAAAUUCUUAGAAAUGUGCUUAUUGGUAACAGCUGAUCAUGGACCAGCAGUAUCAGGAGCACAUAACACUAUUGUGUGUGCACGUGCUGGUAAAGAUCUAGUCUCAUCUUUGGUUUCUGGUUUAUUAACAAUUGGAGACAGAUUUGGAGGUGCAUUGGAUGGUGCAGCUAAACAAUUUACUGAGGCAUAUGACUCAGGAUUAAUUCCUAUGGAAUUUGUUAAUCAAAUGCGAAAGAAGGGUCAACUUAUCAUGGGCAUUGGUCAUAGAGUAAAAUCUAUAAACAAUCCAGAUAUGAGAGUUCAAAUCAUCAAAGACUUUGUCUUAGAAAAUUUUCCAGCAACUCCACUUUUAAAUUAUGCACUAGAAGUUGAAAAAAUAACUACAUCUAAAAAGCCAAACCUCAUUUUGAAUGUUGACGGAUGUAUAGCAGUAGCAUUCUGUGAUCUUUUAAGAAAUAGUGGGAGUUUUACUCGUGAGGAAGCCCAAGAAUAUAUUGAAAUGGGCUCUAUCAACAGUUUAUUUGUACUCGGAAGAAGUAUUGGAUUUAUUGGACAUUAUAUGGACCAAAAAAGAUUAAAACAAGGACUUUACCGUCAUCCAUGGGAUGAUAUAUCAUAUGUUUUACCCGAACAAUACAACUAAUUUCAAAUUUCAUAAAAUGUAUUUAUUUUACUGGCCGACAAGUGAACAAAUCAUCUAUGCUGUAAACCAAUGAAUGUUUUGGAAACGCAACAAUUUAUAGUCAAAAAAAUUUAGCAUUUUCUCACGUUGGUUUCAAAUUUUUUAACAUGCAUUUUUUUAGAUAUCGCACUUAAUUAUUGUUAUUCUGUAUAUAUAUAAUAAUAAUUAUUUAAUUUUUGUAUAUCAGG